AUGAAGUGGCCCAGCCAACCCGCAGCUUAGGAGAAGGUUUGCCAACCGGGCGAAUAAUAAGCUUCAGUUUCUGAUGUCCUGGCACUGCUUGCUCGGUGUUUAUCAGGAGGUACAUGUGACUGGUUAAGACACACACACACACACAGCCUGGCUCACAGGAAACAGCUGCUGGCGGCAUGCUCCACACUUGGCGGCUAGACAGGCAGAGUGCUGGUUCAAGGAAGAGAAAAUCACCCUAGUUUUCCAGAGCACUUAUAAUUUGAGUUGGCUGAACCAGUUCUUCAAUCUGCUUCCUUGAUGCCCUUUCCAGGGAUGACAGCUGUCCUUGACAUCUCUUCAGACCUGGAACUUUAUCUGUAUGAAAAUAGAUUCAUUUUCUUGAAGUAUAAUUAGGAACAGAGGCUCCACAAGGCGAGAGAACCACUGGCUGACACAGCUAUGGAGAUGAUCUGUCUACUGCUAGAAAUGUCUCCAGAUUUUUGACAACGGCUAAAUAACCAUGGGGUCCAGCGGCCUUGGGAAAGCAGCAACGCUAGAUGAACUGCUCAGCACAUGCAUUGAGAUGUUUGACGACAAUGGAGAACUGAAUGACAGCUAUUUGCCAAGAAUAGUUCUUCUGAUGCACCGAUGGUAUUUAUCUUCCACCGAACUGGCAGAAAAACUCCUCUGCAUGUAUCAGAACGCCAGUGGAGAAAGCUGUGAUGAGUUCCGACUGAAGGUCUGCUAUUUCAUGAGGUACUGGAUUCUGAAAUUCCCUGCAGAGUUUAAUUUGGAUCUUGGUUUGAUUCGUAUAACUGAGGAGUUCCGGGAAGUAGCUAGUCAACUAGGAUAUGAAAAACACAUCAACCUCAUGGACAUAUCCAGCAUUCCUUCCUAUGACUGGAUGAGGAGAGUCACACAGAGGAAGAAAGUAUCGAAAAAGGGGAAGGCUUGUCUCUUAUUUGACCAUCUGGAGCCCAUUGAGUUGGCUGAGCACCUCACUUUUCUGGAGCAUAAAUCUUUUAGAAGGAUCUCAUUCACAGAUUAUCAGAGCUACGUCAUCCAUGGCUGCCUGGAGAAUAACCCAACAUUGGAGAGAUCUAUUGCUUUAUUUAAUGGAGUCUCCAAGUGGGUCCAGUUGAUGGUCCUCAGCAAACCAAGUCCUCAGCAAAGGGCAGAAGUCAUCACAAAGUUCAUCAAUGUAGCGCAGAAACUCCUUCAACUAAAAAAUUUUAACACCUUGAUGGCAGUGGUUGGCGGCCUUAGUCAUAGCUCCAUUUCCAGACUCAAAGAGACCCAUUCUCACCUCUCUUCAGAAGUUACAAAGAACUGGAACGAAAUGACAGAGCUGGUCUCCUCCAAUGGCAAUUAUUGCAAUUACCGCAAGGCCUUCGCUGACUGCGACGGCUUCAAAAUCCCCAUCCUUGGCGUGCACUUGAAAGACUUGAUCGCGGUCCACGUCAUUUUCCCAGACUGGAUGGAGGAGAACAAAGUGAACAUUGUCAAAAUGCACCAGCUCUCCGUUACCCUGAGCGAACUGGUCUCCCUGCAGAGCGCCGCUCACCACUUGGAACCUAACAUGGAUCUGAUCAACCUGCUCACUCUCUCUCUGGACCUCUACCACACUGAAGAUGAUAUUUACAAACUGUCACUGGUGCUGGAGCCUAGAAAUUCUAAAUCGCAGCCUACCUCCCCCACGACACCCAACAAGCCUGUGGUGCCCCUGGAGUGGGCUUCAGGGGUGAUACCAAAGCCAGACCCCACAAUCAUCAACAAACACAUAAGGAAGUUGGUUGAGUCUGUGUUCCGAAACUAUGAUCACGACCACGAUGGAUACAUCUCCCAGGAGGACUUUGAGAGUAUAGCUGCCAAUUUCCCCUUCCUGGAUUCCUUCUGUGUGCUAGACAAAGAUCAGGAUGGCCUAAUUAGCAAAGACGAAAUGAUGGCUUAUUUCCUGAGAGCCAAAUCCCAGCUACACUGCAAAAUGGGCCCUGGAUUUAUCCAUAACUUUCAGGAGAUGAACUAUCUCAAGCCGACCUUCUGUGAACACUGUGCAGGAUUUCUCUGGGGCAUCAUCAAACAAGGAUACAAAUGCAAAGACUGUGGAGCCAACUGUCACAAACAGUGCAAAGACCUCCUGGUUCUGGCCUGCAGGAGACUUGCCCGGGCACCCUCCUUGGGCAGCAAUCCCGGGUCACUGCCUGGAAGUCCAGCUUUACCCCCAGCGCAGGAUGAGGUGUUCGAGUUUCCUGGGGUCACUGCUGGACACCGGGACCUGGACGGCAGAGCCAUCACGCUGGUUACAGGCUCUUCUCGUAAAAUCUCCGUGAGGCUGCAGCGAGCCACUGCUAGUCAAGCUACCCAGACGGAACCUGUGUGGUCAGAGGCUGGCUGGGGAGACUCAGGGUCCCAUACAUUCCCCAAAAUGAAAUCCAAGUUCCAUGACAAAGCGGCUAAGGACAAAGGCUUUGCCAAGUGGGAAAACGAGAAGCCCACGGUACAAGCUGGUGUGGAGGUUGUAGACCGAGGCACUGCAUUCAAACCUGACCAGGAUGAAGGGCAAGAUGAAGCCAAACAGGAUGUCGAGGAUGGCUGAGAUCAAGCUGGGGGAACUGAAGGCCAUCAUGUCAGCUUUGGGGAGAGAGAAGAAAAGCUCCGCAAAGCACUUCUGGCUCUGGAAGUGAUCUGGAAAAGAGAUCUGCACAUGCUCACAGCCUCAUGCCAACCUGGGAUCUCCAUGACCAGACAGGAUUUACCCCAACUCUGAACUAUUUAUUUCCCACACUCUGCCCCUGCUGAGGUGCCACGACCACUGUUAUGGAAUCAGCAGUUUCUCACAUCUCUCUAGAGCCGUUUAUACACAGGGGAAUGAGAGCUUUUGGCACAUGUGAUGAUACCCACUCUCUAAAUUCAAAACUUGGCUCUUUUGGACAAUAUUUUUUUUUUUUUAUAAAUUGUGGUGUGUGUGUGUGUGUGUGUGUGUGUGUGUGUGUGUGUGUAUGUGUGUGUGUGUAUCACCUAGGUCUCACCAAUCCUGUAUCACCAAGGGGAAUCACAGCCCCCAAGCUCGCCUAAUAUUCAUACUAGCUACAGUGAAAAAAAAUUAUAUGCCUCGUCACCUAAUUAUAUUCCACAAUUUCUGAAGAGUCCCAAAAUAGAAUGUUAAUUAAGAAAUUAAAUUAAAACAAACAAACAAAAACCACCAAAUUUCUAGGUGAAAAGAACAGCCAGUUUGGAAAGCCAAAAGUCACAUUAAGAUUUUUGUUUUAGAUAACCUCUGGAUGCAAAAGAUAACUUAAUUUCUUAAUAAAUUCUUACCCACAGUUGAAGAAUAUUCACAGAAAGAAAAAUCAUCAUAAACCUCACUAUGGAUUGAUAUUCCAUUUAUGCCUUUAAAAUAUUAAUACUUUAAAUAUCUUCCUUUGGAUGUCUAUCUUAUGAAAUAGUGAUUCAUGAUGCAGAAACAGAGAGACAAGGCCAGGUUGGGGUUACACACCACACCUGUAUUCAUUCCCUGCAGUUGGGUCAUGAGGUAGGAGGACCCUCAAGUCUGAGGUCAGCCUAGGAAACUUAGCAAGAUUCUAAGAAAACUAAUAAUAAAGAUAAAAGAAAAAUUGAGGUGAUUGAGUCUGUCAUUGAGGGGACCAUCUGAUGCCAAAUGACCAGUGAUAAAGUCUUUCACAGAGGUAGCCUGGUCCACAGUUGAGGGCUAACAUGUAUGCAUCCCAUGUAAAACCAAUUGUGUUUUCAUUUGGGAAAGUCACUGGUGGUUCUGUUCUGGUCCUUAGAAAUUGAGAGCGGGAGAACAUGAAUGUUAAGUGGUUUCAAUGUCUUCAGCGGCCAUGUGGGUGCUGGAAUUUUCCUCCAGAAAAAGCAGUCAGUGCUCUUAACCACUAAGCCAACCUCCAGCCCCAGUGUCUUAAAACUUUGGUGGAGCCGAUGUAAUCUGCCCCAACGGUUCUGGAAUGGGAAAGGAUUCAGACUGGGAAUACUGAAGAAUAAGUUAAACCAAUUAAUUGAGGAGCUGAGAUCAAGCUAGAGACAUACUCACUUAACAGUGUCAAGCACCUCAGAGGACAGUGGUGUUGGAUCUAUGUAUAUACACUAUGUUAUUAUUCAUAAAUACAGCUAAAUAUAUGUUAACCACUUAAAAACAGAAAAUGGUAACUUAAGUACAGGAAACCCUUCUGAAAAAAAAAAUCAGAAAGAAACCUGUUAAGGAAUGUUGGACUUUUUAUAUUUCUUUUUGAAGGAGUUAUUUCACUUGCCAUUUGACUUGGAUAUUUAUGUGUUUUUAUACACAGAAGGAAUUUUGUAUUUUCCAGUCUUCCCAUAAGGAAACAAAAUGUAGCGUCAAUGAAAAAUAAACAUAAAAAGAAA
This is a messenger RNA of Onychomys torridus (southern grasshopper mouse), 4359 nucleotides long. It is a transcript of the gene Rasgrp3, whose product is annotated as RAS guanyl releasing protein 3. Bases 500 to 2575 code for a protein of 691 amino acids. Gene Ontology annotation, cellular component: plasma membrane. The transcript has 18 exons. Gene Ontology annotation, molecular function: guanyl-nucleotide exchange factor activity; calcium ion binding. The record is from RefSeq and is a predicted model, not a curated record. Gene Ontology annotation, biological process: positive regulation of GTPase activity; Ras protein signal transduction. Lineage: Eukaryota; Metazoa; Chordata; Mammalia; Rodentia; Cricetidae.